Messenger RNA from Betta splendens (Siamese fighting fish), 11643 nucleotides. Its product is annotated as CUB and sushi domain-containing protein 3-like. Gene Ontology annotation, biological process: regulation of dendrite development. The coding region runs from base 318 to 11330 and encodes 3670 amino acids. NCBI's taxonomy places the organism in Eukaryota, Metazoa, Chordata, Actinopteri, Anabantiformes, Osphronemidae. The record is from RefSeq and is a predicted model, not a curated record. The transcript has 70 exons.
UGCCGAUCGAUAAACGCAGCGUUCAAAUCGUAGACUAGUCUCCUUCCCGUCCUCAGUCGGUUUCCAAUGGAGCGAUGCUGAACGGCAGAUGCCAGCGCGCGCCAGCAGAGAUCCGCGCAUUUGAUGCCCCUGUCGGCAGAGAUGGUUGAGCCCUCGUCCAGGUUGCUGUGGUUCUAUCCUAAAAUUCAGUCUCGCUCACUUGUCUCUUAUCAGCUGACAUAGCGCGGCUCUGUCGGCUUCUCCUCAGAGGAGGGAUCCUACUUCAGCCCCACAGAAAGAAAGAAACAGCCUAUAGGUUGCAUGCGUUACUAGUGAACAUGAAGGGGAUUUACAGAGACGGAUACUACGACGGAUCUAUUGAACUGAGGGACGUUUUCAACAGGAGAUGCGUUAAAUGUGGCCGGGGGGACUUUGUUCACGCCAAAACGAUGCGGAUUAGGACGGGAGUUGUUUUUUGGAAUCUCAUCUUUUCACUGAUGUUCACUUGUGUGAAAGGUUUCAUCCACACUUGCGGAGGCACUUUAAAAGGGAGGAAUGGGACGAUAGAAAGCCCCGGGUUUCCAUACGGGUACCCGAACGGAGCGAACUGUACCUGGGUGAUUGUUGCAGACGAGGGCAACCGGAUUCAUAUAGUUUUUCAAUCUUUUGCAGUGGAGGAGGAAUAUGACUUUUUAUCUUUGUAUGACGGGCAUCCACACCCGGCCAACUUCAAGACCAGGUUAACAGGAUUCACCAUCCCUCCUCCUGUUACCAGUUCUGGCUCCAUCUUUUCACUGAGGCUCACCAGUGACUUUGCAGUAAGCGCUCAUGGAUUCAAGGUGGCUUAUGAAGAGCUGAGGAGCAGCUCCUGUGGAAACCCGGGGGUUCCACCCAAAGGCAUCCUGAACGGCACUCAGUUCAGCGUAGGUGACAAGAUCCGCUACCGCUGCGUCACCGGCUACGUCCUGGACGGACACUCGCUGCUCACCUGCGUGACCAACGCAGCCGGCGUGUCGGUGUGGGACUUCCCUGUGCCCAUCUGCAGAGCGGAGGACACGUGUGGUGGCACCCUGCGGGGCUCCAGCGGGCUCAUUUCCAGCUUUGAUUUCCCCAGCGGUGACUCUCCCGGCGCUGGCGGAGGUGGAGCGACUGGAGGCCUGGGGAGCAGUGGGGAGUGUAAGUGGACCGUCCUGGCCGAUCCGGGGGACACCAUCUCCCUGGUGUUCACAGAAUUUCAGAUGGAGGAGAAGACGGAUUAUCUGGAAGUAGAGGGAUCCGAGCCACCGACCAUCUGGUUGACCGGAGUGAACAUCCCAGCGCCCAUCAUCAGCAACAAAAACUGGCUGCGGCUGCAUUUUGUGACGGAGAGCAACCACCGGCACAAAGGCUUCAGGGCUCAGUAUCAAGUGAAAAGCUCUGGAGAGCUUAAAUCCAGAGGGGUAAAAUUAUUACCAGGAAAGGACAACACUAACAAACUCUCUUUGAUGAAUGAAGGAGGAAUCAAACAGGUGUCUAAUUACUGUCCGGACCCGGGGGAGCCGGAGAAUGGCAAACGCGUUGGCUCAGACUUCAGCAUCGGGGCGACUGCUCAGUUCACGUGCGAUGAGGACCACGUGCUGCAAGGCUCCAAAACGAUUACCUGCCAGCGCGUGGCCGAAGUCUUCGCCGCUUGGAGCGACCACAGGCCCGUCUGCAAGGUGAAGACCUGUGGGUCGAACCUCCAGGGACCAUCGGGCACCUUUACGUCCCCCAACUUCCCGAUCCAGUACGAGAGCAACUCCCAGUGCGUGUGGAUCAUCACAGCCAGCGAUCCAAACAAGGUUAUUCAAAUCAACUUUGAAGAAUUUGACCUAGAAAUUGGAUAUGACUCACUCACUAUUGGAGAUGGAGGAGAAGUAGGAGACUCUAAAACAAUCAUACAAGUGCUCACGGGGAGCUUUGUCCCAGACCUGAUUGUCAGCAUGUCCCACCAGAUGUGGCUUCAUCUCCAGUCUGACGAGAGCGUGGGCUCCAUCGGUUUCAAGAUCAACUAUAAAGAAAUCGACAAAGAGAGUUGCGGCGACCCAGGUACGCCUCUGUACGGCUACCAAGAGGGCAGUGGCUUUUUGAAUGGCGACGUUCUGCGCUUUGAAUGCCAGUUUGGAUUCGAGCUCAUCGGGGAGAGGAUGAUAACCUGCCAGAACAACAAUCAGUGGUCUGCUAAUAUUCCCAUCUGCAUAUUCCCCUGCUUCUCCAACUUCACCGCCCCCAUGGGGACCGUGCUGUCUCCUGACUACCCGGAAGGCUACGGGAACAACCUCAACUGCGUGUGGCUCAUCAUCUCCGAGCCGGGCUCCCGGAUCCACUUGGCUUUCAACGACUUUGACCUGGAGCCACCCUACGAUUUCCUCACCAUCAAAGAUGGCGACCAGUCCGGGGCGACGAUACUGGGCCGCUUUUCGGGCGCCGAGGUUCCUUCUCACCUGACGUCCAACAGCAACGUGCUGCAGCUGGAGUUUCAGGCCGAUCACUCCAUGUCUGGCCGAGGGUUCAAUAUCACCUACAGCACUUUUGGCCGUAAUGAGUGCCCCGACCCUGGAAUACCGUUGAAUGCCAGACGCUUUGGGGACAGCUUCCAGCUCGGGAGCUCCAUCUCUGUGGUCUGUGAGGAAGGAUUCAUCAAGACACAAGGGGCCGACACCAUCACAUGCCACCUGGAAGAAGGCAAGGUGAUGUGGAGCGGACUGAUUCCAAAAUGUGAAGCUCCAUGUGGAGGCCACUACUCGGGGCCGUCUGGGGUCAUCCUCUCCCCAGGGUGGCCCGGCUACUACAAAGACUCCCUGAGCUGUGAGUGGGUCAUUGAGGCAGAGCUGGGACACUCCAUCAAAAUCAGCUUUGACAGGUUUCAGACUGAGCUCAGUUAUGACUUCCUGGAAGUGCACGACGGUCCCAACCUGCUCUCGCCCAUGAUUGGCUCCUUUAAUGGCACCCAGGUUCCUCAGUUCCUGUUUAGCAGCAGCAACUUUCUCUAUCUACUUUUCACCACUGACAACAGUCGAUCAAACAGUGGUUUCAAGAUCUUCUAUGAAGUGGUGACGUUGGACACGUACUCCUGUAUGGAUCCUGGCAUCCCAGUGAACGGCUUAAGGCUGAGCCAUGACCUGUCCAUCGGCUCCGUGGUGUCCUUCCAGUGCGACCCGGGCUACAGGCUGAGCCACGACGACCCCUUGGUUUGCGAGAAGAACCACUUUUGGAGCCACCCGCUGCCCUCUUGUGACGCAUCAUGCGGUGGGGAUAUCCGCGGACCCGGAGGGAUCAUUUUAUCACCUGGCUACCCAGAGCUCUAUCCAAACUCUCUGAACUGUACGUGGACUAUAGAAGUCAGCCAUGGAAAAGGUGUCCAGUUCACGUUUCACUCCUUCCACCUGGAGGAUCACCAUGACUACCUCCUCAUAACCGAAAAUGGCAGCUUUGCGCAGCCGCUGGCGCGACUCACUGGUUCAGAGAGGCCUGCGCCGGUGAAUGCUGGUCUGUACGGCAACUUCAGGGCCCAGCUACGCUUCAUCUCUGACUUCUCCAUAUCACUGCAGGGAUUCAACAUCUCCUUCUCAGAAUAUAAUCUGGAACCCUGUCAGGACCCGGGGACGCCUCAGUUCGGCUGGCACACAGGAUCCCGCUUUGGGAUCGGCGACAGGCUGGCGUUCUACUGCAACACGGGCUACCGCCUACAGGGGGCGAGGGAGAUCAUGUGCUUGGGAGGUGGCCGGCGCAUGUGGAGUGCCCCUCUGCCAAGGUGUGUGGCGGAGUGUGGAUCAACAGUCUCCAACAACGAGGGCGUUCUUUUGUCACCAAACUACCCAAUGAACUAUGACAACAGCCACGAAUGCGUGUACAGCAUUCAGGUCCAAACGGGCAAAGGCAUAAACAUCACUGCCAACACCUUUCAACUCGCACAGGGCGACAUCCUGAAGGUGUUUGAUGGGAAAGAUGGCGCCGCUCCCCUUCUCGGCUCCUACGCUGACACGGCGAUGCAGGGUUCGUCCCUCACCAGCACCUCCAACAAUCUGUGGCUUGAAUUCUACUCUGACAAGGAGGCGACGGCGGCGGGGUUCCGGCUCAUGUACCACAGCUUCGAGCUGUCCCACUGUGACGAUCCGGGUGUUCCACAGUUUGGCUUCAAGCUCAGCGACCAAGGCCACUUUGCCGGGAGCGCCAUCACAUUUGGCUGUGACCAGGGUUACACGCUGCACGGCAGCGGGGUGCUUCAGUGCAUGACUGGGGAGAGGAGAGCAUGGGACAACCACCUGCCUUCAUGUAUAGCCGAGUGUGGCGGCAGGUUUAAGGGCCAGUCUACGGGGCGCAUCCUCUCUCCCGGAUACCCAUUCCCCUACGACAACAACCUGAGGUGCACCUGGACGAUCGAGGUCAACUCCGGCAACAUCGUCAGUCUCCAGUUCCUUGCGUUCGACACGGAGGCUUCCCACGACAUCUUGAAGGUUUGGGACGGGCCUCCUGAGAACGAGAUGUCUCUGAAGGAGGUUAGCGGCUCACUGCUGCCUGAGGGAAUCCACUCCACUCUCAAUAUGGUCACCAUUCAGUUUGAGACGGACUUCUACAUCACCAAGUCUGGCUUUGCCAUUGACUUCUCCAGUUCACUCGCAACAGCCUGCAGAGAUCCAGGGAUCCCUAUGAAUGGUAGUCGCAACGGGGAAGGGCGGGAGCCUGGCGACUCGGUGACCUUCUCCUGUGAUCCGGGAUAUGAAUUGCAGGGGGAGAGCAGAAUCACCUGCAUCCAAGUGGAAAAUAGAUACUACUGGCAACCCAGCCCUCCAAGCUGCAUCGCGCCUUGUGGUGGCAAUGUGACUGGAUCCUCCGGAUUUAUCCUUUCUCCCAACUACCCACAUCCGUACCCUCACAGCAAAGACUGCGACUGGCUCAUUGCUGUCCACUCUGACUAUGUCAUCUCCUUGGCUUUCAUCAGCUUCAGCAUCGAGCCCAACUAUGACUUCCUGUACAUCUACGAUGGGCCGGACAGCACUGCCCAUCUGAUCGGCAGUUUCCAGGACAGUAAACUACCUGAGAAGAUUGAGAGCACGUCCAACUUCAUGUACCUGGCUUUUCGUAGCGACGGCUCUGUGAGCUACACUGGCUUCCACUUGGAAUACAAAGCCAAACUGCGGGAGGCCUGCUUUGAUCCAGGGAAUGUGAUGAACGGCACUAGAAUGGGCAUGGACUACAAGCUGGGAUCUAUGGUGACGUUUCAUUGCGAGGCUGGCUAUGUGCUGCAGGGCUACACCACACUGACGUGUGUCAUGGGCAACAGCAAGAGGCCGGAGUGGGACAGGACCAAACCCAGUUGUCAAGCUCCCUGCGGAGGUCACUUCACAGGUUCAGAGGGAACUGUGCUAUCCCCAAACUACCCGCAUAAUUACACCAGAGGACAGAGCUGUGUUUAUGACAUCUACGUCCCCGGGGACUUUGUGCUCUUUGGGCAGUUUGUGGUGUUCCAGACUUUGACCAGCGACGUGGUGGAAAUCUACGACGGCUCCUCCACAGACUCAGCCCUGCUUUCCUCCAUCUAUGGCUCUCACUCAGGUGAGACUCUCCCUUUGAGUUCAGGAAACAAGAUAACGCUGAAGUUUACCACUAAUGGAACAGAAACGGCCAAAGGCUUUCAUUUUGUUUACCAAGCUGUCCCCCGGACAAGCGCCACUCAGUGCAGCUCGGUCCCCGAGCCCCGCUUUGGGAAGCGGAUGGGGAACGACUUUGGCAUCGGCAUGGUGGUGCUGUUUGAGUGCAGUCCAGGCUACACACUGCACGGCGCCAACGCCAUCAGGUGUGAGGCCGUGCCCAAUGCCCUGGCCCAGUGGAACGGCACCGUGCCCACAUGUGUCGUUCCCUGUGGUGGAGUGUUAACCGAGCGCAGGGGAACCGUCCUGUCUCCUGGUUACCCGGAGCCAUACGCCAACUACUUGAACUGUGCGUGGAGGAUCUCUGUUCCUGAAGGAGCUGGCAUCCAAAUUCAGGUUGUGACCUUCGCCACCGAACACAACUGGGACUCGCUGGAUUUCUUUGAUGGAGUGGACGGCAACGCUCCGAGGCUCGGUAGCUACUCGGGUACAACAAUCCCCCAGCUGCUCAACAGCACCUCCAACAAUCUGUACCUGACCUUCCAGUCUGACAUUAGUGUGUCCGCCGCCGGCUUCCACUUGGAGUACACAGCAAUAGGUUUGGAUUCGUGCCCAGAGCCACUGCCUCCCAGUAACGGCGUCAGAGUGGGCAACCGCUACACUGUGGGUGACAUGGUGUCCUUCCAGUGUGACCAGGGCUUCUCCUUACAGGGUAAUACCUUCAUUACCUGCAUGCCUGGUCCCGUCAGAAGGUGGAACUACCCUGUGCCUCUGUGUUUAGCUCAGUGUGGCGGCUCCAUGACAGACUUCAGCGGCGUCAUCCUCAGCCCCGGCUUCCCGGGGAAUUACCAGAGCAGCCUGGACUGCAGCUGGAGAGUCCAGCUCCCUGUUGGCUUCGGGAUCCAUCUGCAGUUUCUGAACUUCUCGACAGAGCCCGUUCAUGAUUAUCUGGAGGUUCGCAGUGGGACUCUGGAAACAGGAAGCGUGAUUGAUAGGUUCAGUGGCCCUGUGGUGCCCAACUCCCUCUUUAGCACCACCCACGAGACCACUCUGUUCUUCCACAGCGACUACUCUCAGAACAAACCCGGCUUCCACAUUGUCUACCAGGCGUACGAACUGCAGAGGUGUCCGGACCCGCGGCCGUUUCGCAACGGCAUCGUGAUCGGCCAGGACUACAGCGUGGGGAUGACCGUCUCCUUCGAGUGCCUGCCGGGCUACACGCUGCUGGGAGAGGCCUCCCUCACGUGUCUGCACGGAGUCAGCCGGAACUGGAACCACCCUUUGCCCCGCUGCGAAGCGCUGUGUGGUGGGAAUAUAACGUCCAUGAAUGGCACUAUUUACUCCCCUGGACACCCGGCCGAGUAUCCUCACUUCCAGGAUUGCAUGUGGACCGUCAGAGUGCCCCCGGGUUACGGCAUCUACAUCAAUUUCUCCGUGAUAAACACCGAGCCGAUCUAUGACUACAUCACUGUGUGGGACGGACCUGAUCAGGCCUCGCCUCAGAUCGGCCAGUUCAGCGGCAGCUCCGUGCAGGAAGGCGUUUCCACCACAGCGAAUCAGAUCCUCAUCAAGUUCCACAGUGACUUCAGCACCAGUGGCUUCUUUGUGCUGCAUUAUUAUGCGUACCAGCUGAGAACGUGCCAGCCGCCGCCCCCGGUCGCCAACGCCACCGUCCUGACCGAUGACGAGGAGUUUGAAAUAGGGGACAUCAUUCGCUACUCGUGCCUGCCCGGCUUCACCUUGGUGGGCAGUGAGAUUCUGACCUGUCGGCUGGGAGAGAGGCUGCAGAUGGACGGACCCCCCCCAAUUUGCCAAGUGCAAUGUCCAGCUCACGAGGUGCGCUUCGACUCCACCGGGGUGAUUCUGAGCCCGGGCUACCCUGAAAACUACCCCAAUCUCCAGAUGUGCUCCUGGCUAAUUAAUGUGGAGAAGGGCUACAACAUCACGCUGCACUUUGAACUCUUCCAGACGGAAAAGGAGUUUGACAUCCUAGAAAUAUUUGAUGGGCCCAACAUCUACAGCCAGAGCAUGGCGUCGCUCAGCGGCGACAUCGAGACCCCCUUCAGCCUCACCACCACUGGCCACCAGAUCCUGCUGCGCUGGUCCUCCGACCACGGCACCAACCGGCGCGGUUUCCACAUCAGAUACGUGGGUGAGUAUCAAAAUUUCUGGCUUUUUCUUCUGUUAAUAAUUUCCUUAUCUGCUGCUUUCUCACGUCCUCUUCUGUCUCUCUCUCUCUCUCGCUCGCUCGCUCUCGCUCCCUCGCCCUUCCCGUCCAUCCCGCUCCUCUCCGCUCCUUCCGCAGCCAUGUACUGCAGUACCCCGGACUCCCCGCAGCACGGCUUCGUGGUGAGCCAGACCGGGGGCCACCUCAACAGCAUGGUGCGCUGGGCCUGUGACAGGGGAUACAAGCUGAUUGGCAAAGGCGCGGCCGUGUGCAGGAGGGCCGCCUACGGUUACUACGCCUGGGACGCCCCGGUCCCCGCGUGUCAAGCUGUGUCAUGCGGCGUGCCCAGCGCGCCAGUAAACGGAGGUGUGCUCGCUGCUGAUUACUCCGUCGGCACACGGGUGACCUACUUCUGCAACAGCGGCUACCGGCUUUCUUCCAAAGAGCUGACGACCACAGUCUGCCAGCCAGACGGCACAUGGAGCAACCACAACAAGAUCCCUCGAUGCAUCGUAAUGACGUGCCCCAGUCUCAGCUCGUUCUCUCUGGACCACGGCAAGUGGAGAAUCGUCAACGGCUCCCACUACGAGUACGGCACCAAGAUCAUUUUCACCUGCAACCCGGGCUAUUUCCGCGUUGGCCCCGCCCACAUCCAGUGUCUGGCCAAUGGGGUGUGGAGCUGGAGGAACGAACGCCCUCGGUGCAGAAUCAUUUCCUGUGGCGAUCUGCCCACUCCUCCUAAUGGAAAGAAGAUUGGGACCCAGACGACUUUCGGCGCGUCGGCCAUUUUCAGCUGUAACCCCGGCUACGUCUUAACCGGGUCCACUGUCAGAGAGUGUCUCCUCUCCGGCCUGUGGGACAAAGCAGAGACUCUGUGCCUGGCGGGUCACUGUGGCGUCCCAGAGCAGAUCGUCAACGGGCAGGUGAUCGGAGAAAACUUUGGCUACAGAGACACGGUGGUUUACCAGUGCAACCCCGGAUUCAGGCUCAUCGGCUCAUCGGUGCGCAUUUGCCACCAGGACCACAACUGGUCUGGACAGCUGCCAGUUUGUAUUCCUGUCACCUGCGGCCACCCCGGCAGCCCUAUCUACGGCCGCACCACAGGCGACGGCUUCAACUACAACGACAUCGUGCGCUUCUCCUGCAACAGAGGCUACACUCUGGAGGGCCCCUCCACCGCCCAGUGCCAGGCCAGCCGCCAGUGGAGCCAGCAGCCGCCAACGUGCAGAGUGGUGAACUGCACAGAUCCCGGCAUUCCUGCCAACUCUAUCCGGGAGAGUAAGAUCGAACAUGGUAACUUCACGUUCGGCAGCGUGGUUUUCUACGACUGUAACCCAGGAUACUCCCUGUUUGGCUCGUCGGUGCUCACCUGUCAGCCAGAAGGCCACUGGGACAAACCUCUACCUGAAUGCAUUGAGGUCGACUGCGGCCUCCCGGGCGCACCUCCCCACGGGACCAUGAGCGGGGAGAAGUUUACCUUUGGCUCCACGGUGCGAUACUCCUGCUCCGGGGAGCGGCAGCUCAUCGGAGACUCAUCGCUCACCUGCCAACUGAACGGUCACUGGAGCGGUCCGCUGCCCCACUGCUCAGGUGACUCGGCGGGCGCCUGCGGGGAUCCCGGCACUCCGGCCCACGCCAGCAGGGAGGCAGGAAACUUCAAGGUGCGCAGCAAGGUGCGCUUCACCUGCGCCGUGGGACACACGCUGUACGGCUCGGCGGAGAGGAUCUGCUUCCCCAACGGGACGUGGUCGGGGAGACAGCCGUUCUGCAAACCCGUGCAGUGUGGCAACCCAGGCACCCCCGCCCACGGCCGCAUCUCGCAUGUGGACGGCACCACCUUCUCCCAUUCCAUUGUGUACUCCUGUAUGGACGGCUACUUCCUGACCGGCUCGCCCACUCGCCAGUGUCUGGCGAACGGGACGUGGUCCGGCGCCGCUCCCAACUGCACACUGAUUGCGUGCGGCGACCCCGGGGUCCCCGCCAACGGCCUCCGCUUCGGGGACGACCUCACGGUGGGGCAGAACGUGACCUUCGCCUGCCAGCCGGGCUUCGUGAUGGCGGGAGGCGGCGCCGGCGCCACCGUCACCUGCACCAGCAACGGCACCUGGAGCGGCGGCGCGCCGGCGUGCCAGGUGGUGAAGUGUCCUGCAGCUCCAGCGAUCCCCAACGGCCUCCUGGAGGGCUCCGUCCUGGAGUGGGGUACCAGCGUGAGCUACAGCUGUCUGCCCGGCUAUGAGCUGUCCUUCCCCGCUGUGCUCACGUGCACCGGCAACGGAACGUGGACGGGAGACCUGCCUCAGUGCCUGCCCAAGUUUUGCGGGGACCCCGCGUCACCUGCCAAUGGCCGGAGGGAGGGCCACAGUUUCAUCUUCAGGUCGGAGGUGACGUUCAGCUGCAGCGCCCCCUACGUGCUGGUGGGGUCGAGCACACGCGUGUGUCAGCAGGACGGCACCUGGAGCGGCUCGCGGCCUCAGUGCAUAGAGCCCACGAGAUCCACGUGUGAAAACCCAGGGACGCCCGAGCACGGCUUCAUGAAUUACACAACGGGUUUUAAGGUGGGCAGCAGAGUGGACUUCCAGUGCCAGCAGGGACACCUACUGCAGGGCUCCACCACUCGGAUCUGCCUGCCAGACCUCACCUGGACCGGCGUCCAGCCGACCUGCAUCCCUCACUCAUGCAAGCAGCCGCGCAGCCCAGCCAACGCUGACGUGGUGGGUCUGGACCUGCCCUCGUACGGCUACACCCUGGUGUACACCUGUCAGCCCGGCUACUUCCUGUCCGGGGGCUCGGAGCACCGCGCCUGCCGGUCUGACGGCAGCUGGACUGGCAAGGUGCCUGUGUGCAGAGUUGGAUCCAAAUCGCAUGAGAAAACUGUCAAGCCCAUACCAGGGACGCCCAGCCCCAAAAUAAACGUUCCCGACGACGUCUUCGCGCCCGACUUUAUCUGGAAGGGCUCGUACGACUACAAGGGCCAGAAGCAGCCCAUGACUUUAACCGUCACCAGCUUUAACGCCUCCACGGGGAAAGUCAACGUAACCUUAAGCGACAGCAGCGUGGAGUUUCUGCUCUCUGGAGUGUUCAAGCGCCAGGAGGCCCGCUUGAUGCUGCUGCUGUACCACACGAGAGCGCUGGCCCACAGCUCCUUGAGCAGGAUCACGGACGAGACCUGGGCCAUGGACGGAUUUGUCUCGGCUGAGCCCGACGGUGGCAGCUACGUGUUCCAGGGCUUCAUACAGGGUAAAGACUACGGACAGUUUGGACUGCAGAGACUUGGUUUGAGCGUGAGAGAAAACGUUACGCUCGCUGAUCCUGAAACCAACGGCUCCACCAACAGCAGCUCCGUGGCUGUUGCCAUCCUUGUGCCUUUCUUUGCCCUCAUCUUCGCAGGCCUGGGUUUUUAUCUCUACAAACAAAGGAAAACAGAUAAAGCGCAGUACACAGGAUGUUCUGUCCAUGAGAACAACAAUGGCCAGGCCACUUUUGAAAAUCCCAUGUACAACACAAACACAAAAGCUGCUGAGGGGAAAGUUGUCCGCUUUGACCCCAAUCUCAACACCAUCUGCACCAUGGUUUGAUAAGGGAGUGACAGGAGGCGAGACAAACCGCCGAGAUGGGGAAUAAAACGUCUCCUCGUCUGCUAAACAUAAAUAUAUAUAGACAUAUUUAUAUUUUCCCUGUGUGAUGAAAUGCCACAGACACAGCGUUGCUCAGAAACAUAAAGCACACUUUUGGCAACACAUUUGGCAGUUGCAGUUGAUUGUACAGAAGUAGAAAGGGGAGGGUCCCGCACCUUUUCAGAUCUUCCCAUUGUUUGGUGAAGAAAGGUCCUAGUUACACUCUGUGAGUGUUGGCUUUAUGAAUAAAGGAGCCUCUGGCAUAUCGCUAAAA